Carica papaya (papaya) is the source of this 1554-nucleotide messenger RNA. RefSeq names its product protein STRICTOSIDINE SYNTHASE-LIKE 10-like. Lineage: Eukaryota; Viridiplantae; Streptophyta; Magnoliopsida; Brassicales; Caricaceae. The record is from RefSeq and is a predicted model, not a curated record. Gene Ontology annotation, molecular function: hydrolase activity. Gene Ontology annotation, cellular component: endomembrane system.
AGUUAUCUCUUAAUAUACACUCGUUAUCUAUCAGCCUCUCGGUCUGUGAGCCAACCCUUACCAUACAUCUAUACUUACAAAGCGAGUACAACAUUGAAGUUGCCAGCGAAAACAGGUAGAGUUACUCUAUUUCUCUGAUCUGUGUCAAGAGGCGUAGCUAUAUAUACAUAUAUAUAUAUAUAUAAAGUUGAGGUGACGAUCGACGGAUGGAUAGGAAGCAACUGGUGGUGCGAGGGGCUACAGCGGUGGCUGUGGUAUUCGUGGCUGUCGUUUUAGCACCUUUCGUUUAUACAGCCCCCAAAAUAAAAGGUUCACGCGACGUUCUACACGCCUCUAAAGUUCUUGAUCUCUCCACCGUCGGAGCUGUCGCCGGAGAAGGUCUCGAUUUUGACCCAAAAGGAGAAGGUCCCUACACCGGUGUUGCCGAUGGCCGGAUCCUCAAGUGGGAAGGUGACUCCCUUGGCUGGACAGAGUUUGCCAUCGUCUCUCCUCACAGGAAGAGUUGCACCCGUCCAUCAUUUCCACCAUUGGAGCACAUAUGUGGGAGGCCAUUAGGCGUACUGUUUGAAAAGAAGAGUGGAGAUUUAUACAUCAAUGAUUGUUACUUUGGACUCAUGGUGGUCGGCCCCGAAGGAGGCCUCGCCAAACAACUUGCCAUUGAAGCCGAUGGUCUUCGUUUCGAUUUCACCAACCAUAUGGACAUUGACGAAGUUGACGAUGUCAUCUACUUCACUGACAGUAGCAAAUUUUACCACAUCAGGACAUACAUGGAUCUGAUCAUGAGCGGGGACAAAACUGGGAGACUGAUUAAAUACGACAAGAAAACUGGUGAAACAACAGUGUUACUAAAGGGUCUUGGAUUUCCAAACGGCGUCGCAUUAAGCAAAGAUCGAUCCUUUGUUAUAGUGGCUGAGUCAACAAGUUUUAGGGUUUUAAGGUACUGGCUUCGAGGUCCAAAAGCAGGGAAGCAUGAAUUGUUUGCUAAUCUUCCUGGUAGUCCAGACAAUAUAAGAAGAAAUGAAAAUGGUGAAUUCUGGGUGGCUAUGUAUACCAGAAAAACUCUGUUUGCUUACAUGAGUUUUACUUAUCCAUGGUUUGGAAAUACCAUGCUUAAGUUACUCAAGUUUGAUCAGAUAAACUCACUGUUAAUCGGAGGAACUCCCCAUGGACUUGCUGCGAAACUCGGUGAGAGUGGAGAGAUUCUUGAGGUUUUGGAAGAUAUUAAAGGGAAAACGGUGUCGUUUAUCAGUGAAGUUCUGGAGAGAGAUGGGAAGCUCUGGAUGGGGUCUAUAACUACACCUUAUAUUGGCAUUUACGAUUACCAUAACUGAUCGUCUAGUGCUUCGUUCUUCAUCCCAUAUACAUACAUACAUAUAUAUACAUGUAUGUAUGUAUGUAUCUAUGUUAUUUGCUUUCUAUCGGAUUAUCUUGUGAUCAAUCUCCACUGGUGUUGUAUUCAUGUGAAUUGUGUUUUGGGAUUUCCAUGACAUGUCUGGAUAAGGUGUUUUCUGAGACAACCUACUUCAAUAAGAUGUCUUGUCGUUUUAGAAUGAA